This is a messenger RNA of Paramisgurnus dabryanus, 3012 nucleotides long. It is a transcript of the gene tbr1b, whose product is annotated as T-box brain transcription factor 1b. Gene Ontology annotation, molecular function: RNA polymerase II cis-regulatory region sequence-specific DNA binding; DNA-binding transcription factor activity, RNA polymerase II-specific. Lineage: Eukaryota; Metazoa; Chordata; Actinopteri; Cypriniformes; Cobitidae. Gene Ontology annotation, biological process: regulation of transcription by RNA polymerase II; commitment of neuronal cell to specific neuron type in forebrain; regulation of neuron projection development. Gene Ontology annotation, cellular component: nucleus; chromatin. The record is from RefSeq and is a predicted model, not a curated record.
AUGCAGCUCGAGCGUUGCGUCUCGCCAGCUCUCGCGCGCUCCCAGAGAUGCAUGAUUGUGGGCAGUGGCUACGCAGAAGGAUCUGAGCUCUCCUUACAGGACUACCCCAUUAUAUCCAUCGGCGACAACCUGGAGAGAAGUUCACCUCUGAAAAAAAACUCCAUUGGGAUGACGAAUCAGUCGGAGGCAGACAGUUUCGGCGACUCUAAGGACUCAUCGGGGGACGUCCAGCGCGCCAAACUCUCUCCUGAUCUUGACGGAGUCGCCGACAGUCGUCAUCAUUUCGAUGGACCUGCAGGAGAAAGGUAUCUCCUGUCUCAGUCCAGUCAAGUUCAGCCGAGUCCCACCACCAUGUUUCCCUAUCCGAGUCAGCAUGGACCGACGCACCCGGCUUUCUCCAUCGGCAGCCCGAGCCGGUACAUGGCUCACCAUCCGGUGAUAACGAACGGAGCCUACAACAGUCUUCUGGGCAACUCAUCGCCGCAAGGUUACCCCACCGCGGGCUACCCGUACGCGCAGCAGUAUGGACACGCGUAUCAGGGCACAGCUUUUUAUCAGUUUUCCUCCGCUCAGGCCGGCCUCGUGCCUGGUAAAGCGCAGGUUUACCUCUGCAAUAGGGCCCUGUGGCUUAAAUUUCACAGACAUCAAACGGAGAUGAUUAUUACCAAACAAGGACGGCGAAUGUUCCCGUUUUUGAGUUUUAAUAUAUCUGGACUUGACCCGACUGCUCACUACAAUAUAUUUGUUGACGUUAUACUUGCGGAUCCGAACCACUGGCGCUUUCAAGGAGGAAAAUGGGUCCCGUGCGGAAAGGCGGACACAAAUGUAACAGGGAACAGGGUGUAUAUGCAUCCGGAUUCACCAAACACUGGUGCACACUGGAUGCGUCAAGAGAUUUCCUUUGGAAAACUUAAACUAACCAAUAACAAAGGGGCAUCUAAUAAUACAGGACAGAUGGUGGUCCUGCAGUCAUUGCAUAAAUACCAGCCUCGCCUGCAUGUGGUGCAGGUGAACGAGGACGGAACCGAGGACACGAGCCAAGCGGGGCGCGUGCAGACGUUCACCUUCCCUGAGACGCAAUUUAUCGCCGUUACCGCUUAUCAAAAUACUGACAUCACACAGCUAAAAAUUGACCACAAUCCAUUUGCAAAAGGAUUCCGUGAUAAUUAUGACACUGUCUACACGGGUUGCGACAUCGAUCGGCUGACGCCGUCCCCGGGUGACUCUCCGCGCUCUCAGAUCAUGCCUAGCGCGAGAUAUGCCAUGACUGGUUCUUUCCUGCAGGACCAAUUUGUCAGCUCGUAUGCCAAGUCCCGCUUUCACCCUGGCGUCGGAGGCGCUCCUGGCAGCGACCGCAGCGUCCCACUUACUAACAGCUUGCUCUCCCCGCAACAAACCGACGAGACCACGGUGGCCUCCCCGCAGCGAUGGUUUGUCACCCCUGCCAACAACCGACUGGACUUCGCCGCCUCGGCGUACGAAGCAGCCGCGGCUGCCGAUUUCGCCGGUAACGCGGCCACCCUGCUGUCGUACGCAGCUGCCGGAGUUAAAGCGCUGCCCCUGCCCGGGGCGGGAUGCUCCAACAGACCUCUGGGGUAUUACGGUGAACCGCCCGGGUGGGGCACUCGCACCCCGCCGCAAUAUUGCAGCAAGUCCAGCUCCGUCUUGUCGUGCUGGCCCUCCAACUCCGUGGGGACCAGAACGACCUCCUCGGGUUACCUGGUACCUGGCCUGGAGGACGGUGACGCCAUCGCGCCAGAAAGGUCACCGCUUGGCGGGGCGGAUGACUCCAAACCCAAGGACCUGUCUGAAUCCAGCUGGAUAGAGACCCCGUCCUCAAUUAAGUCCAUCGAUUCGAGCGAUUCUGGGAUUUUUGAGCAAGCCAAGCGGAGGAGGAUUUCGCCAUCUGCCACCCCGGUUUCAGAGACUUCGUCUCCAUUAAAAUCUGAAAUGUUAACGACGAGGGAAUGCGAGAAAAACUGCUCCAAGGACAUCGGCUACUACAGCUUUUAUCCCCACAGUUAGAGAAAUUACGCACGGCACAGACUUGGUUCGAGGAUCCAUAAGUGAUUUAUCAUCUAUUUAUUCCUAUUUAUGUGCUUAUUUAUUUAUUAUUUGGGUAUUUAUUAAUGCCCACGGCCGGACGCAACCAAGCCUGCAUCGAAAAUCUUGACACUUGAGCAGAGAUGUAUGCUGUUUUCCUUUCCAAAUGACAUUUAUUUAAGGGUUUACCCAUUAAGCUUAUUGUAAGUAUGAAAGGACUGUACAUAUUUGUACUUAUCUAUCUCUUUGUGUUUUUUUCGUUGUAUGUUGAUGUACAAUAUGGAAAAACAAUUUAGCUUCAUGUUUAAUGUACUUAGAAGACGUUCGAAUAGCUGCAUAUAUUCUAUAUUUUAUUGUCUGAGAAAAAAGUCGUAUAGGCUCCCUUUUCCAGUUUUUCUUAUGACAAAAAACUCAUGGUGUGCUGGAAUUGGAGGUAGCUGCUCACCUGCUGAAGAGCCACCAAAUAGAGACAUGAUUGACACGUGUCUGUCAGACGUCCAAUCUUCAUGUAAGCUUUUAUUGAUGUUGCUUUUAGAGUCGCGUUGUCUGUUCGAAAAUACCAUAGUCUGUAGUUUUAUUGUUGGUGCCAUUUCCAUUUUGUGAACGUUAUUGUAAAGUUGUCAGGGUAUAUGUUUGACCCAUGCGUAAAAUCAUCUCAUUACCUUUUUGUAGAGAUAAAGCCUAGACUGCCAGUUCACGUUUAACCAACGAAAAUAUUUUCAUUUGUAUAAUAUGGACUGUUUUCUCAUUAAAAACGCGAGAUAGGCCUGCAAAUGUGUAAAGGUAAUGUAACUGUGGUGUGUUUAUCUACAAUAAAUAUGACCGAAUGUGAAACCCUGGCGAAGUACACAAGGUCCCGGCUGCGAAUCCAAAUAAUUCUGUUUCAUCAUUCGUUGCCUGUUCAGUAAAGGUCUAUCGAGGUCAUCAAGUCACAAUGUCAAUGUUUUGCCAGUGUUUUUGCCUGUAUGA